UACAUGCGUCGCCUAUCUUGAAGAUCCGUCUCGUUUCCCUCUUUCUCUUACCUGCGUGGCUGCGCGUGUGCUGAACAGCUGCUGGCGGCCGUCGAUGGUGGCGGCGGCGAGGGUUUUGGAGUCUGCUAUGCUAGGGAUAAGCCGUACCCCGUUCUCUUCGUCUUCAUGCUUCUACGGAUACUCGACGCUGCUAUUCCGAUGCCAGUGGCCACGGUUCUAUUCAUCUGGCUCCAGGUUGAGCAUGAACCUCAGGGCUGGAAUCGUUGGCCUCCCUAACGUCGGAAAGUCUACCCUCUUCAAUGCCGUCGUGGAGAAUGGGAAAGCCCAGGCCGCUAAUUUUCCCUUUUGUACCAUAGAGCCAAAUGUUGGCAUAGUGGCAGUCCCUGAUCCUCGAUUGAAUGUACUUGGAAAGCUUAGUAAAUCUCAGCGGACAGUUCCAGCGUCUGUAGAGUUUGUUGACAUUGCUGGCCUUGUCAAGGGAGCAAGUCAAGGAGAGGGUUUGGGCAAUAAAUUUCUUUCACACAUACGUGAAGUGGAUUCAAUACUACAGGUAGUACGUUGCUUUGAGGAUAAUGAUAUUAUACAUGUGAAUGGGAAAAUAGAUCCAAAAUCAGAUAUUGAUGUGAUCAACUUAGAGCUAGUAUUCUCAGAUCUUGAUCAGAUUGAGAAAAGGCUAGAUAAGCUUAAGAAAGGCAAAGCAAAAGACACACAAUCAAAAUCGAAGGAGGAGGCAGAGAAGUCUGGAUUGGAAAAAAUUCAGAAGGCACUUAUGGAUGGAAAACCUGCACGAUCUGUUUCUUUAACAGAACUGGAGAAAGAUUCUAUACGUCAUCUCUGUUUGCUGACUAUGAAACCUGUCAUAUAUGUAGCUAAUGUUGCAGAGUCUGAUCUUGCUGCUCCAACUAAUAAUCCUCAUGUCAAGGAAGUGACAAAGCUUGCAUCAGAAUUACAAUCUGGCAUAGUGACAGUAUCAGCACAGGUAGAAGCAGAGCUUACUGAACUGCUACAAGAGGAGAGAGUUGAGUUUCUUAAGUCCCUUGGUGUUGAUGAAAGUGGUCUUGGUAAUCUGAUAAGAGCUACAUACAAGCUUUUAGGGUUGCGGACUUAUUUUACAUCAGGGGAAAAGGAAACAAAAGCGUGGACAAUUCUUGCAGGCAUGACUGCACCUCAAGCUGCUGGAGUUAUACACUCUGACUUCGAGAAAGGGUUCAUUCGAGCAGAAACUGUCUCGUAUGAUGACUUUGUGGCAGCUGGCUCUUUAGCAGUUGCAAGGGAGAAAGGAGUUCUGAGAUCAGAAGGAAAAGAUUACAUUGUACAGGAAGGAGAUGUUAUGCUUUUCAGAUUCAACGUUUGAUGAUGAGCCUUGAGUAAACUCUUCUCCGGUCUUUCUUAUAUGAGAUGAUGUUUCUAUGCAUUUCUGUUUCAAUUUAUAUUUGCUAAAGUUUGAAAAUCAAAGAAGGGAUUUAUAAUUCAAAUAGAAUUUCUCGAUAUAUUUUGUUUGUUGGAGAUGUAAAAUUUUGAGCUAAGGUGCUACUAAUUUAUAUUCUUUCUACACAUUACGAUCAACAAUGAUUGGUCGUCAAAUAUUUUUGAUAAAUGCAAGGGAUUAAAACAUUGCUGUUUCA
This is a messenger RNA of Zingiber officinale, 1625 nucleotides long. RefSeq names its product ribosome-binding ATPase YchF-like. The transcript has 11 exons. Lineage: Eukaryota; Viridiplantae; Streptophyta; Magnoliopsida; Zingiberales; Zingiberaceae. Gene Ontology annotation, molecular function: ATP hydrolysis activity; GTP binding; ATP binding. Gene Ontology annotation, cellular component: cytoplasm. The coding region runs from base 95 to 1354 and encodes 419 amino acids. The record is from RefSeq and is a predicted model, not a curated record.